This is a messenger RNA of Aphanomyces invadans, 492 nucleotides long. RefSeq lists its product as hypothetical. The transcript has a single exon. The record is from RefSeq and is a predicted model, not a curated record. Lineage: Eukaryota; Oomycota; Saprolegniomycetes; Saprolegniales; Verrucalvaceae. The coding region runs from base 1 to 492 and encodes 163 amino acids.
AUGGAAUUGCAGGAAGAAAUGCAAGUGCUGCACACAGAGGCCCUGCGAAAACUCGGUAGCAAGGGCCAGCACCAUUUGGGCGUCGAACGCACGCGCAGGUACGUACGUAUACCGUCCGUCGUCGCGAUUCCAUUCCGAGCCACUGUCGUGGAUAGCCUUGCCACGUUGCGGGCGAAACUCCAAGUCACACGAGAACAUGCCGCGUACGCGUUUUUCGUGGAAAACCAAUACAACUUGGUCAACGGCAACGCUGUCGACUUGCACGGACUCUACGUGCAGGAGGCGUACCAAACGCUCGAGUAUUGCGUAUCGUUCUGCCGUGAAAACAAAAUUCGCAAGUUCGUGCUCAUCACGGGCGUCGGCAACCACUUGAACGGUCGAGGCGGCCGCAUGUACACGACCUUCCCCGUCGCGCUGCGCCGACGAGGCGUUGCCUUUACCCAACACGGCGGGCAGCUCACCGUGUACCCGAGUCAAGUUGUCAAGUCGUAA